AUGAUAAUCAUCAGUACUACCACCAACACCACGACCACCAGCACCAAUGCCAUUAUGAUCACCACCACCACCACUAUCACCAUUACCAUCACCACCAACCACCAUCACUGCUCCAGUUGCCACUACGCUACAAUCCACCAUACCACUUUGUACCACACUGCACCACACCACACCGCAUUGCACCAUACCUUAACACGCCACACUGCACCGCAACACACCACACCACCACACUGUGCCACACCCCGCCACACUGCACCACAUCACACCACACCACACUACACUGCACCACACCACACCGCAUUGCACCAUACCAUAGCACACCACACUGCACCACCACAGUGCCAUACCCCGCCACACUGCACCACAUCACACCACACCACACUACACUGCACCACACCACACCGCAUUGCACCAUACCAUAGCACACCACACUGCACCACAUCACACCACACCACCACACUUUGCCAUACCCCGCCACACUGCACCACAUCACACCACACCACACUACAUUGCACCACACCACACCGCAUUGCAUCAUACCAUAGCACACCACACUGCACCACAUCACACCACACCACCACACUGUGCCAUACCACACCAUAA
Molecule: messenger RNA, 603 nt
Organism: Scylla paramamosain (green mud crab)
Lineage: Eukaryota; Metazoa; Arthropoda; Malacostraca; Decapoda; Portunidae
Product: histidine-rich protein PFHRP-II-like
Exons: 1
Coding region: 1-603 (200 amino acids)
Source: RefSeq, a predicted model, not a curated record